CGGGCGGCGCGGCCGGGCUCCGCUCCUAGAGCCGCUGCGGCGCAGCCCGGGCUCGGGGCACGCUCCUUGGCGAGUUGCUGCUUGUCCGUGAGGCAUCAUGAAGGCGCCCUGUGUGGUCCUGCUCACCCUUGCCGUCCUGACGCUCCUGACGUGGCUCCCGGUGUCCCUGAGCUGUAACAAAGCACUCUGUGCUAGUGAUGUGAGCAAGUGCCUCAUCCAGGAGCUCUGCCAGUGCCGGCCUGGGGAGGGAAACUGUUCCUGCUGUAAGGAGUGUAUGCUGUGCCUCGGGGCCCUCUGGGACGAGUGCUGUGACUGUGUUGGUAUGUGCAAUCCCCGGAAUUACAGCGACACCCCUCCCACCUCCAAGAGCACGGUGGAGGAGCUGCACGAGCCCAUCCCUUCCCUCUUCCGGGCGCUCACAGAGGGCGACACUCAGCUCAACUGGAACAUCGUCUCCUUCCCUGUGGCAGAAGAGCUCUCACACCAUGAGAAUCUGGUUUCGUUUUUAGAAACCGUGAACCAGCCACACCACCAAAAUGUGUCUGUCCCCGGCAACAAUGUCCAUGCGCCAUAUUCCAGUGACAAAGAACACAUGUGCACGGUGGUUUACUUUGAUGACUGCAUGUCCAUACAUCAGUGUAAAAUAUCCUGUGAGUCCAUGGGGGCGUCCAAGUACCGCUGGUUCCACAAUGCCUGCUGCGAGUGCAUUGGCCCGGAGUGCAUUGACUACGGAAGUAAAACGGUCAAAUGUAUGAACUGCAUGUUUUAGAGACAGAAUGGAAAUAUAAACCAAAGCCAUUUAGACAAAACAGACAUGAGAAGUUAAUUUACCGGUCACGCCAGAAUGCCAGCAAGUUGAGAUGUAGACAACUGGGGAGGAGCUCCUUUCCAGGUCAGACGUGCAGUGACGUGUUAUUGUACUGCUCGCAUGGCUCCCUGCCCCGCAGCAGUGCCCCUGCCCUUGAACCCACACUCAGCUCUGAUCGAAGAAGCAGGUACACCGAGAAUUCCUUCAGGACCUGAAGCUCUUAACAAAGCCUCACGCUGUGUGCCCGCAUUGCUGAAGCUGGCAGAAAGAAGCCUGCCAACCAGAGCUGAUGUUUGUGCUGAUCCUGGAACACUAAGUUUUUCUAAUUGUGUGUAUGCUUUCCUGUGCCUUAUAUUGUUUAUCUGUUUUAUAAGUAGAUAUUCGAAUAUAUCACUCUAAGAACAUGCACAAAAUCAUUAUAAAAAGCUUAAUUUCAGUCCCCAUCCAUCCAGCAGCUCCGUUCCCCUGGCCCGCUAUCUGGCUUAGCUGUUUUCCUCUCACCAAAGGUUGGAAUUGAAUGUAUUCAGAAACCCACAAUGUCAGCAUUACCACAACCGGAGGUGCUUGGCUGUGUCAGGAGCUGGGGCACCAGGUACUUGGGACUUGUCCAGCACCAGAAGCGUGUGGGCUGCCCAGCUGGCAGGAGACACAGAAGCCAUGGUGGUAACCAGUCAGUUCUGUAGUGACGAUCUCCAAGUGCCCUUUGAAAGGAAAGGGGAAGUGCUACCAGAAUCAUCAUCCUCUUCAAUGUCACUGUCCUUCCUUUCUCCCUUGCCCUCACCACCGGACAACAUUACUAAGACUCUGCUGCCCCUAGUGUCCUGUGUCACUUCCUGCAAAGAUGAGAUGUAUUCUUCACUGUACACCGAGUUGGUCAGGUCCCCUACAGACGUUUCCCACAGGGCCAAGGAGCCAGUGCAGUGCCAGGAGUUACAGCCGUCACUGGGUGUCCAGAACAGCUCAGUGGGCCUGGGGCAAAUCGGCCGGCUCGUUUGAGCUCCAGCUGUGUCUUUGGGGUCAGUGGUUUUGAGGCUGGGGUAAGCAGGAACAACUGGUGGCCAGUGAGUCACUUCCUGGCAGGGUUUUUACUCUGCAGUGACUGCUCCCACUGGUAAGGACAGAUGGGCAUUUAGAUCAAAAACAAGCAGAGCGAAGAGUGCUGAGGCUGGGACCGUGCUGGACCUCACUGCCCAGCACAGGCCUGGUUUUAGCAACAUGAGCAUGCGAGCUGGACUAAGCAAAUCCAGAUCCUGCCUCGUGAUCUGCUUCUAAGAUAUUCUCAGGCCGUCAAGAAUUUGGUGACGACUUUUACAACUAUAACCAAAAGGGGCCGACAUGUUACAGCAUGAGACCUACUACUAAGUCAUGGGAACCUUACCAGAAAGCUCACCUUCCUGAGAAACAGGGGAGGACAACACACAGGGUAUCAUAUGGUCUGGCUGGGUGCAGAUGGCUCACUUUACCACCCCCACCUUGUAGAAUUAUGUGAUGGACUAAGCACUCCUUUCUUAGUGAAGAUUUUAAAAAAUUAUGGAAAAAUCAAGAUGAGAGGGAGUUGGUUAGUUUCUCUUCCAUACUGUGUGUUUGAAUCCAAAUAGUAAUGACCUUUCUCUACAGCAUAUGUGAUAUCCUUGGAGCUGCUAGAGGCGUUCCUGUUCUCUAAGUUUGUUCAACAGUGGAUAAGUGGUGUUCUUUAUGGGAUGGUUUGUUUUUUGUACCAAAAUAAAGUGUUUUUUCAUAGCUAAAAAAAUAUUUUUUUACAUGAUGGACUCCAUCCUUAAUACACAUGCUGACAAAGCCAUAGAACUAUCUUCAUUCAUUUCCAUUCCCUAUACCCAUCAUGCUGACCUGGGCAGAGGAGUUGGCCUUUCCCUGAACUGCAGGGCACACCUGUACAAGUGCCCUGCUCGGGUAAAUCAUUUGCAAGUAAAAGCAGCUCUGUGACUUGCAGUAACAGCCAAAAGCACACUAGGAACUGACUGCUAAUCAGACUCCACUUAAGAGCAGCAGGGAAUCCAUUUGUCCCCUGGUAGGAGUGCCAUGGCUGACAGGUGGACUGUUGCUGGAGACCAGAAUGAGCCAGCGCAGCUUCAAGAAGGGCUCGGGGAACUGAAGGAGACUCGCAGUUAGGAGAGGCCAAGUGUACUGGGAAUUGUAAUGGGAGACAAACUAAAAUUAUUUAUGCUCAUUCCUUUUCUUAUUUUAUAGUCCUUCAUUUGUUAAAUUUAUAUCCAGAUCUAAUAAUGUUAUUAUUAGACAAGUAUAACUGUAUUGUAGGAAGUUAGGAUUCCUAUGUAUUUUUUAAAAUCCUUGCACAAGAUGCUGUUCAUUCCAAAUACCACUAGAGGAUUUUUAGUCCAUGUCUUACAUAAUGUUACACUAAAGACAAGCUUAAAGAUGGUAUGCCCUUCUUGGUCAUAAAACUUCAAUCUUCAAGGAUAAAUCCAAGCAAAAGUACUUAUAUUACAGUCUCUUUUACAAAAUUAAAAACUUCUCUAGCACAAGUAACAAGUAUUUGAAUCGCAAGUAACCAUUUAGGAAUACCUCUAAGUAUUGUACGUAUUGUAGAAUAUAAAAAUAGUAAUGCUGUCUGAUAGUUUGUAUGACUCAUUUAUCUGAACAGUAGUUAUAAAGCCAUGUAUAAUAUUAUGAUUAAAUAUUUCCAUUUUUAAAACCUUGA
Molecule: messenger RNA, 3488 nt
Organism: Ochotona curzoniae (black-lipped pika)
Lineage: Eukaryota; Metazoa; Chordata; Mammalia; Lagomorpha; Ochotonidae
Gene: TWSG1
Product: twisted gastrulation BMP signaling modulator 1
Exons: 5
Coding region: 98-769 (223 amino acids)
Biological process (GO): regulation of BMP signaling pathway
Source: RefSeq, a predicted model, not a curated record